This is a messenger RNA of Acanthopagrus latus (yellowfin seabream), 2835 nucleotides long. Its product is annotated as ribonucleoside-diphosphate reductase large subunit-like. Gene Ontology annotation, molecular function: ribonucleoside-diphosphate reductase activity, thioredoxin disulfide as acceptor; ATP binding. Bases 104 to 2503 code for a protein of 799 amino acids. The record is from RefSeq and is a predicted model, not a curated record. The transcript has 20 exons. Gene Ontology annotation, biological process: DNA replication; deoxyribonucleotide biosynthetic process. Gene Ontology annotation, cellular component: ribonucleoside-diphosphate reductase complex. Lineage: Eukaryota; Metazoa; Chordata; Actinopteri; Spariformes; Sparidae.
UCAGCGUUAUUUGUAGCGUUAAUGGAUCGAGCUAUCAGCGUCCAGCUGAGAAGAUAACACUGACCACUGCUGACAACAGGAACCCCGCUGCUUUGUUGCCAACAUGCAUGUCAUUAAGCGAGAUGGACGUCAGGAGGUAGUCACCUUUGAUAAAAUCACAUCUCGCAUCCAGAAGCUUUGCUAUGGGCUCAACAGUGACUUUGUGGACCCUGCUCAGAUCACAAUGAAGGUGAUCCAGGGUCUGUACAGUGGAGUCACCACUGUGGAGCUGGACACUCUGGCAGCAGAGACCGCGGCCACCCUCACCACAAAACAUCCCGACUAUGCACUCCUGGCCGCACGAAUCGCUGUGUCGAACCUGCACAAAGAGACCAAGAAAGUAUUCAGUGAUGUGAUGGAAGACCUCUACAACUAUGUGAACCCAUUAAAUAAACGUCAUUCUCCUAUGAUCGCCAAGGAGACCCUCGACAUCAUCAUGGAAAACAAGGCUCGCCUCAACUCUGCCAUCAUUUACGACAGAGACUUCUCUUACAACUUCUUUGGCUUCAAGACUCUUGAGCGGUCGUAUUUGUUGAAGAUUAAUGGCAAAGUUGCUGAGAGGCCCCAGCACAUGCUCAUGAGAGUGGCAGUCGGGAUACAUAAGGGAGACAUUGAUGCCGCCAUCGAGACCUACAACCUGCUGUCAGAGAAGUGGUUCACCCACGCCUCACCUACUCUGUUUAAUGCAGGCACCAACAGGCCACAGCUGUCCAGUUGUUUCUUGUUAGCCAUGAAGGAAGACAGCAUCGAGGGUAUUUACGACACACUGAAGCAGUGCGCUCUCGUCUCCAAAUCAGCUGGAGGUAUUGGACUGGCAGUGAGCUGUAUCAGAGCAACAGGCAGCUAUAUUGCUGGGACAAAUGGCAACUCCAAUGGACUGGUACCUAUGCUCCGAGUCUACAACAACACAGCACGCUACGUGGACCAGGGCGGAAACAAGAGACCUGGAGCCUUCGCUGUGUACCUAGAGCCGUGGCAUUUCGAUGUCUUUGAAUUCCUGGAUUUGAAGAAGAACACAGGUAAAGAGGAGCAGAGGGCCAGAGACCUGUUCUUUGCCAUGUGGAUCCCAGACCUCUUCAUGAAACGAGUGGAAAGCAAUCAGGACUGGUCUCUAUUGUGUCCCAGUGAAUGUCCCGGGUUAGAGGAGUGUUGGGGAGAGGAGUUUGAGCAGCUCUACACUCGAUAUGAAAAGGAGGGCAGGGCUAAGCGUGUGGUGAAGGCUCAGCAGGUGUGGCAUGCCAUCAUUGAGUCUCAAACCGAAACCGGUACGCCAUACAUGCUGUACAAGGACGCCUGCAACAGAAAGAGCAACCAGCAGAAUCUGGGCACCAUCAAAUCCAGCAAUCUUUGCACAGAGAUCGUAGAGUACACAAGCAAAGAUGAGGUUGCUGUUUGUAACCUGGCAUCCAUUGCCCUCAACAUGUAUGUCACCCCAGAAAGGACCUUUGACUUCAAAAAGCUUGCAUCUGUCACCAAAGUCAUCGUCAGGAACCUCAAUAAGAUUAUUGACAUCAACUACUACCCAGUGCCUGAGGCUGAAAGGUCAAACAUGCGCCACAGGCCAAUUGGAAUCGGCGUGCAGGGUCUGGCUGAUGCCUUCAUCCUUAUGCGUUAUCCAUUUGAAAGCUCAGAGGCCCAACUGCUCAACAUUCAGAUCUUCGAGACAAUCUACUACGCUGCCCUAGAGGCCAGCUGUGAGCUUGCAGAAAAACUCGGCACUUAUGAAACCUAUGCCGGCUCACCAGUGAGCAAGGGGAUCCUUCAGUAUGACAUGUGGGAUAAAACUCCAACAGAUUUGUUGGACUGGAAAGCAUUGAAGGAGAAAAUCGCCAAGCAUGGUGUUAGGAACAGUCUGCUCUUGGCCCCUAUGCCCACUGCUUCCACUGCCCAAAUCCUGGGAAACAACGAGUCCAUUGAGGCGUACACCAGCAACAUCUACACCCGCAGGGUGCUCUCUGGAGAGUUCCAGAUUGUAAAUCCUCACCUGCUGAAGGACCUGACAGAGAGAGGACUGUGGAGUGAUGAAAUGAAGAACCAGCUGAUUGCUCAGAACGGGUCCAUCCAGGGUAUUGAGGAGAUCCCUGAUGAUCUGAAGCAGCUGUAUAAGACUGUGUGGGAAAUCUCCCAGAAGACCGUCCUCAAGAUGGCAGCAGAUCGUGGCGCCUACAUUGACCAGAGCCAGUCUCUGAAUAUCCACAUUGCUGAGCCAAACUAUGGCAAAUUGACCAGCAUGCACUUCUAUGGGUGGAAGUUGGGACUGAAAACUGGUAUGUACUACCUGCGGACGAAGCCUGCUGCCAACCCCAUUCAGUUCACCCUGAACAAGGAGAAGCUAAAGGAGGCCCAGACAACCAAGAGUGAGGAGGAGGAGGCGGCGGAGGCGGCGGCAAUCAAAGAGCGCAACACUGCUGCCAUGGUCUGCUCAUUAGCAAACAGAGACGAGUGCCUGAUGUGUGGUUCAUAAAUGAAGUGUCAUUCACCCAAACACACUCCACCUCAUCCACCAGCUUCCCCACAUACACCUGGUUCUUUUUAUUUGUAUAUGUCAUGUUAUGUUGUAUGCCGCUGUCUUCAAGUCACAAAUCCUUGAGGUGCUUAUUUAAUAUUUUCUGGGUUUUUUAUCAUGAAUUUUGUAUGCAUGUAUGUAUAGAAUUGAUAGGGUUACAUGGAAUUAAUAUUUGCCCUUUUUGUUUUUUAUCAAUACAGUUUUGUAAGCUGUGGGUCACAUAAUGAACUUUGUGAUUGUAUUUUAGAUGUGUGGAAAAUUAAACUUCUUGUACAAUCAAUUUUAAAAAA